UAUUUACAAAAUUUCAUUGAAUACACUUGGAGUUGGAGUAAGGCCAAAAACAGGAGAAAAUGUUACUAUUUUUCGUUGUUCUUCUAAUCGUUUCAAUAAUACUUUUACGUAAAGUGAAUGAACAUUAUUUUAUCUUAGCUUUGUGUAAACGUAUAAAAUGUGUGGAUGGAAAACCUUUGGAAGAAAAGGUUUGCAUUAUACCGGGUAAAACAAUUUUCGGGAAUAAUUUCGAUGUGCUGAACGUGACACCAGGAAAACUAUUUGAACUCACCCGUGGUUGGGCCAAAUUUUCAAGGGGACGUAGUUAUGUUCUUCAUUUCUUGAGCACUUCCAUUUAUAACAUAAUUAAUGCCGAAGAUAUCGAGGAAUUAUUUCAAAGUCAAACCCUCACAACUAAAGGAAUUAUGUAUGACUUUCUCCAGCCUUUCCUUGGCAAUGGUCUGUUAAUGAGUCACGAAGAAAAAUGGCAUUUACGACGUAGAAUUUUAACGCCAGCCUUUCAUUUCAAUAUCUUGCAAACAUUUAAUGAAAUUUUCAAAGAAGAAAGUCUAAAACUUCUGGAAAAAUUGAAUUAUCUCCAGCACGACAGAAUCAAUGUUAACGAUUUUAUAAACGAAUUCUCCUUAAAUAACGUGUGCGAGACGGCCUUAGGCGUUAAAUUAACCGGCAUUGCCGGCGAUAUUGAAUAUCGUGCUGCUAUUCAUAACGUUGAAGCAAUAAUAGUGGAAAGAGCCUGUAAUCCGCUGAUGUAUUACGAAACUAUAUUUUAUCUCUUCGGGCAAUAUAAAAAGAGUAAGCAUUAUGUAGAAAUCACUCACAAUUUCAGUGACAAAAUUAUAAACAAGAAGCGAAGAGAAUUCCUCCAGAACGGCAACAGAUGCAACAUCGAUAAAGAAAAUUCUUAUGCGAAAACGCGUUACGCGUUGCUGGACACACUACUAAUUCAUGAAGCCCAAGGACUUAUAGAUCACCAAGGUAUCUGUGAGGAAGUGGAUACGUUCAUGUUCGAAGGCUAUGACACCACUUCAACGUGUCUCAAAUUUGCUUUAUUGAACCUAGCUCAGUAUCCAGAUAUACAAAAGAGAUGCUAUCAGGAAAUCGAAAAUCUUACCGCUUUUGAGAAUUUGACCGUGUUCGACUUUAACAAGCUAGAAUAUUUGGGAUGUGUGAUAAAGGAAACUUUGCGAAUGUAUCCACCUGUGCCGUUUAUAGGAAGGCAGUGUAUCAAGGAAACAGUUUUGAACGGUUUAAUUUUACCGAGAAACGCGCAAGUUAAUAUUCAUAUCAUUGACAUUAUGAGAGAUCCAAAACAUUUUCCUGAACCCUCCGUGUUUAAACCUGAUCGUUUUUUGGCAGAGAAUACACGCAACAUGCAUCCAUUUGCUUUUGUGCCUUUCAGCGCUGGUUCGAGAAAUUGCAUUGGUCAAAAAUUUGCAAUGUUAGAAAUUAAAGCUGCUUUAGUUGCCAUAUUAAGAAAUUAUCGCGUUCUACCCGUUACCCACACGAAGGAUUUAAGUUUGGAAUAUGGUAUAAUUCUAAGAACAAAGCAAAAUAUUUUUAUUAAAUUGAAGCCAAGAGUAAUUUAAAUAAACAUAUUAGGUGGGUAAAUAAAUUUUUGAUAACAUUCAGCUUUGUCCAAGAUAUCCUUGUCACAG
Glossina fuscipes is the source of this 1655-nucleotide messenger RNA. Its product is annotated as probable cytochrome P450 4ac1. Lineage: Eukaryota; Metazoa; Arthropoda; Insecta; Diptera; Glossinidae. Gene Ontology annotation, molecular function: monooxygenase activity; iron ion binding; heme binding. The transcript is spliced from 8 exons. The record is from RefSeq and is a predicted model, not a curated record. The coding region runs from base 60 to 1586 and encodes 508 amino acids.